GGCGGGAGAGGUGCGGCCUCGCGGUGCGGGCAGCAGACGCCGCCGGGAUGGAGGCGGCGCGGGAGGCCGGCCGGGGCGCGGCGCCCUGGAGGGCCAUGUCCGCAGAGGAGCUGGAGAAGCAGUACAGCCCCAGCAGGUGGGCCGUCCGGCGUGGACCGGAGGAAACCCUGAAGACCUACUCGGAGAUAGGAAUCGCGGCCACGGCGAGGGCGCGGGCGGCGCGGAGGAGCCUGCUGGGCGUCCCCUACGGCGCCGCGGCCGCGGAGGCGCUGGACGUCUACCUGCCCGAGGCGGCGGCGGAGGACGCCCGGCCGCUCCUCGUGUUCCUCCACGGCGGAUACUGGCAGGCGGGAAGUAAAGACGAGUCGGCCUACAUGGUGGGCCCCCUGACGGCGCGGGGCGUGGUGGUGGCGGUGGUGGGCUACGCCCUGGCCCCCGGAGCGACCCUGGACCAGAUGGUGGACCAGGUGGCCCGCAGCAUCGUCUUCCUGCAGGAGCGCUUCCCGAGCAACCAGGGGAUGUACCUGUGCGGACACUCGGCCGGGGCCCACCUGGCCGCCAUGAUGCUCCCGGUGGACUGGACCGAGUGGCCAGUCACGCCCAACCUCAAAGCCUUCUUCCUGGUGAGCGGGGUCUACGACUUGGAGCCCCUGGUGCACACCUCCGUGAACGCCCCUCUGCGCCUGACCCCGGAGGACGCCCGCAGGAACAGCCCGCAGAGGCUCCUGGAGGCGGCAGCCGCGCAGCCCGGGGGUCCGGCUGGCCCGGUGCUGGUGAUCGUGGGCCAACACGACAGCCCCGAGUUCCGCCGGCAGGCCCGGGAGUUCUGCCAGACGCUGUGCCGCGGCGGGUGGCGGGCCUCCCUGGAAGAGGUCCCCGACGUGGACCACUUCGAGAUCCUCUGGAAGCUGGCGGAGCAGGACGACGUGCUCACCCAGAAAUCUAGCCCCUGGAAGAAAAGGUGCCAGAAUACAAGGAUACUCUCACAAAGUGUUUCCUGCCGGCAGAAAGAGAACAGCUGAGGGGCCCACUGGGAGUGUUUGUUAGCAAGCCAAGGGACAGCCGGACUCCAGGAGAAGGUGGGGGACUGACUGCUGGCGGGGUUCCUCUGACAGGGAAGCACCCACGGCGGCUGCUGGGUCCCCUCCCGGAGCUACGGGCUCGGACAAGGAAAUCUCACCAUCUUGAAAGGAAAAGUGGAUCUUGUCAGAGGCCUGAAUGUCCACAGCUGCGGCAACCGCCAAGCAGCUGUGAGCCCCAGAACACCGGUCCCAGGUGGCGCGAAUACUUGGACUCAAAGGAGCUCUCCACCCAACACGGAAAGGAGAGCGAGAACUACCAGACAUCCUGAGAAGAGAGACCAUGGGGAGACUAAACGAAUGAGAGACAAGCAACCUAUCGGAGCAAGAAUUCAGAGAAAUGGUCAUAAGGUGGCUGAAAAGAAUGGAACUCAAAUUUGACAAUAUGAGUAAGAAUCAAGAGGAAAUGAAGAACCAAGAA
Molecule: messenger RNA, 1500 nt
Organism: Pipistrellus kuhlii (Kuhl's pipistrelle)
Lineage: Eukaryota; Metazoa; Chordata; Mammalia; Chiroptera; Vespertilionidae
Gene: AFMID
Product: arylformamidase
Exons: 11
Coding region: 48-1022 (324 amino acids)
Molecular function (GO): arylformamidase activity
Source: RefSeq, a predicted model, not a curated record